Molecule: messenger RNA, 1998 nt
Organism: [Candida] anglica
Lineage: Eukaryota; Fungi; Ascomycota; Pichiomycetes; Serinales; Debaryomycetaceae
Source: the annotation of a GenBank genome assembly
AUGACUUGGGGUAAUACAGAUCCGACUACAUCAUCUCCAUUUGUAGAGCAUCCUCUGUCACAAAGAUUUCAUGAUGAACAAGAUGAUACCAAGCAAACAGUUUCCAAAUUACAAUUUCAACUUUCAUCAGCACAUACAGAACGUAAACUAUUAAUGGAAAGUAAGAAUGAACUUAUUAAUAAAUAUGAAGCAUUACUUCAAGGUAAAAAUGAAGAAUUAGAGGUAUUAAAAUCUAACUUUGAUUAUCUUUAUUCACAAAGAGACUCAUGGAAGUCUAAACUUGAAAAUGCCGAUCAAAUUCAAAUAAAGUCCGAUGAAUCAUAUCAAAAGCAAUUAACACAACAAAAUAAGGAAUUAAGUAAAUUAAGAACCUUGAACAUCGACUUAACUUCUCGAUGUAAUAAAAGUCAACGAGAAUCAGAACAAAUAAGAAAUACUGUGGAUUAUGUUCAAGAGGAAAAUAAUCUGUUGAAUGAAAGAUUAGAUGAUUUAGUUGAACAAAAUUCAGAGUUGUUGAAUCAAAAUAAUCAAUUAGUUCAACAAGUUAAUGACAAUAUCGUAAAAUCUAAGCAUACGAUGUCAUCUGUUGCACAGAUUGAAAAUCUCAAGGGUAAAAUUGAAAGUUUACAAAAGACAAAUAAUACUUUACAAUCUAAAUUAGAUUCAUUAUUACAACAUAAAACAUCAGUGGAAUUACUUAAACAGAAAAAUAUAUCAUACCAACAAAAGAUCAAUUCAUUUGCAGCAGUGGAGGAGAAAUGUUGUAAACUUGAAAUUGAAAAUCUUGAAUUAAAGGCAAAACUUAAAGAUUUUUUCGAUAUAAUAGAAGGAUAUACUGAAACUGAUACACGAGAAUCAGCCCAAAGUAAAAUAAAUCAAUUUAUUGAUCAAUUCAAACAAAUACAGAACACUAAUUUAAUACUUAAUGAUAAAUAUAACGAAGCCCAUCAAGAAUUGAAUUUAAUGAAAGAUCAAGUAUCCAAAUUAGAAGAAGAAAAGGUAAAUGAGUUAUUACCAAAGAUUACUUCAUUAACUCAAGUUUUACAAUCUAGACAAGAACUAAUUGAUAAAUUUCAAAAGCAAAAACUAUUAAAUGUUAAAGAAAUUGAAUUUUUAAGAGAACUGUUGAAAAGUAUGGAUAAUUUGAGUAUUAAGAAGGAUACUGACGUCAAUUCUAAAGAAGAAUAUGUAGUCAAAUUGGAAAAACUAGUUGAUGAAUAUCGAAAUGAAAGAGAUUCUGCAUUAAAGAAGCAAGAAGAGUACAAGCAAGAACCAAAGUUGGGAGAUAAGAGACAAUGUUUACAUCAAGAACGUGAUGUUGAUAUCACUAAAUUAGAAAAGCAAAAUUUCGAAAUUCUUGCAUCCAACAAGGAAUUGAACGAUAAGUUGAAAACACUUGAGUUAAAGCUAAAAACUUUGGAAGAAUUAAAAGAGAAAAGAGAGCAGCUUAAGGUGCUUCAAUUACGUUCCAAUUAUGUAUCAAGAGAUCAAGUUGUUAAGCAACAGACACUCGAUGUACUUCGUAAAGAAAAUGAAGAGCUUCUCAAACCAUUGGUGGCUAAUGAGAAUUCUGUUCCAAAGGCGGUAUUUGAGCGUCAAGAAAAUGAUAAAGCUAUAUUACAAACUAAAGUUGAUCAAUUAAGUAAAAGAAUUAAUCGAUUAAGAGAAGUUUACUCGAAAAAAAGUUGUGAAAUCUUGUCCAUUAUUUCAAAGUUUUUUGGAUAUUCUGUGGAAUUUCUUCCAAGUCCAAUCAAUCCAGAAGAUUUAUCAUCUAGUAGAAUAAAAUUGAUUUCAAAGUAUAGUUCAAAGGAAGGUGAUAAUUCAUAUUUGGUGAUUGAUGUUCAUACUAAAUCCCUCAAAGCACAUGGAACUGGUGAUUUCAAAGACUUAUGUGAAGACUUGGUGACCAAUUGGGUCAAGGAUAAAGAUCAAAUUCCAUGCUUUUUAAGUGCCCUUAACAUGAGUCUUUUUGAGCGAUCUCAAAGUAUUUUGCAAUAA